Molecule: messenger RNA, 525 nt
Organism: Peronospora belbahrii
Lineage: Eukaryota; Oomycota; Peronosporomycetes; Peronosporales; Peronosporaceae
Source: the annotation of a GenBank genome assembly
AUGUCGUGGAGCUCAUUCCUUCCACUCGCGCGAAUUUGCAAUCAGCAAUGCGUCAACAGGAUAGACGCCAUUUUUCGUGAACAACGUGAGGCACUUGCGUUUCAGCGCUUCUUGGUUCCUCAGCUUCACCACACGGUUUCUACGCUUGGUGGGGGAGCAUUCGCCGAUAGCAUUGCGCCGGAUAAUUUGAUGAUUGUUUAUGUUGACGAUAAGUAUGCUACCGAUGCGUCUCAUGCCGCUAAUUUCGUGACCAACGGCAUAUCAAGUCCUGACGCGAUGCAUCCCAUCGCGCCUCUCGUAGCUUAUAUUGCUCCUAACGAGUCCGCUUUACCUGUUAGCCCGGCUGCUGUAACCGAGUUUUUAUUACUACGACAAGGCAUCACGCGUUUUGUACGUGAUGACCUUCAAAAAGUCGUCGACAAACAAAAGGAGAACGCGGACAAGCGAGGAUGGAAAGAUAUGUUAACGUUUAACGAAGGUGAUAAGUCCUGUUAUCGACAAGUGGCCUGCCAGACACAUCAGUGA